Messenger RNA from Trichophyton verrucosum HKI 0517, 1242 nucleotides. RefSeq lists its product as uncharacterized. Gene Ontology annotation, cellular component: Golgi apparatus; membrane. Gene Ontology annotation, molecular function: alpha-1,2-mannosyltransferase activity. The record is from RefSeq and is a predicted model, not a curated record. The transcript has 2 exons. Gene Ontology annotation, biological process: cell wall mannoprotein biosynthetic process; protein N-linked glycosylation; protein O-linked glycosylation. NCBI's taxonomy places the organism in Eukaryota, Fungi, Ascomycota, Eurotiomycetes, Onygenales, Arthrodermataceae. The annotation marks the transcript as partial.
GGCCUUGGUAUCAUACAUUUUAUCACUUCCUCCUCGCUGCCAAUCCCCAAGGCAAGUGAUCUUGGUCUAUCUUAUCCAAAGUCUGGUGGUCAACAGCCCGUCUCGUCUCCGGCUGGCGAGGAUAAAGCGCCUGCUCCUCCCGCUACUCCUCCAUCCACACCCCAGCAGCCUCCCACGCAACAACCCCCGAAACAAGAUACCCCCAACCCAGUUACUCCCAAUCCACCCACUGGGAAUGCUCCUGCUCCGGGUUACCAAAAGGUGAAUGCCACGUUCGUCACACUGGCACGAAACUCUGAUCUAUGGGAAAUUGCAAAAUCCAUUCGCCAGGUAGAAGAUCGCUUCAACAAGGACUAUCACUACGACUGGGUGUUCUUGAACGAUGCAGAAUUUUCAGAUGAAUUUAAGAAGUUUACUAGCAGGUUGGUCUCUGGAAAAACUCACUACGGACUUAUUCCAAAGGAGCAUUGGUCAUACCCUAGCUGGAUUGAUCAGAAAAAAGCUGCGGAAACGAGAAAGAUCAUGAAAGAGAAAGAUAUCAUUUACGGAGAUUCUGAGAGCUACAGACACAUGUGUCGCUAUGAAUCCGGAUUCUUCUUCCGUCAUGAACUCAUGAUGCAAUAUGACUACUACUGGCGUGUGGAACCCAGUAUCGAAUACUUCUGUGACAUCCACAUUGACCCAUUCAAGUUCAUGAAAGACAACAACAAGAAGUACAGCUUCGUUAUCAGUCUGCCCGAGUACCCCGGCACCAUUGAGACUCUAUGGAAGAGUACCAGGAAAUUCAUCGAACAGUACCCAGAGCAUAUUGCAAAAGAUAAUAACCUCGAGUUCAUUAGCGCUGACGGUGGUAAAACAUAUAACAAUUGCCAUUUCCUCCAUGCUAAUCUAUUAUGUCUGAAGUGGUCUAACUUUGAAGUCGGUGAUUUGAACUUCUUCCGUUCUCAAAAAUACCUUGACUUCUUCAACCUCCUGGAUCAGUAUGGUGGCUUUUUCUAUGAAAGAUGGGGCGAUGCCCCUGUUCAUAGCAUUGCGGUCUCCCUGAUGCUAAACAAGGAUGAGGUACACUUCUUCAAUGAAAUUGCAUACAGGCAUGUUCCAUUCGUCCACUGCCCUACCGGAGAACAGACAAGACUAGAUUUGAAAUGUCAUUGCAACCCAGGUGACAACUUUGACUGGAAAUCGUAUUCAUGUGAGUUUUCUGUUUUGUUCUCAUCACCCUUUCACUCCAUAUCUCAAUAA